Pygocentrus nattereri (red-bellied piranha) is the source of this 3205-nucleotide messenger RNA. It is a transcript of the gene adam8a, whose product is annotated as ADAM metallopeptidase domain 8a. NCBI's taxonomy places the organism in Eukaryota, Metazoa, Chordata, Actinopteri, Characiformes, Serrasalmidae. The transcript has 25 exons. Gene Ontology annotation, biological process: proteolysis; regulation of cell-cell adhesion; positive regulation of membrane protein ectodomain proteolysis. The record is from RefSeq and is a predicted model, not a curated record. Gene Ontology annotation, molecular function: cell adhesion molecule binding; metalloendopeptidase activity. The coding region runs from base 57 to 2627 and encodes 856 amino acids.
GGACUUCCUCGGAGUCCGGUUCUUUUCAUUCAGUGGAGAGGUUUCACAGAAGAACCAUGCGCUGUACUGGAUUACUCUUCUCACUGCUUUUUCACGUCUCAGUUUGGGAGCUUUGCGCCGCUGCACAUCCACGUCUCAGCCAUGUGAUGCACUAUGAUGUUGUCCAGCUUCAGCCCCUAAAAGGUCGAAUGAAGAGGAGCGUUUCUUCUCAACAGAAAUAUCCUGACACAGCUGAAUAUGCCUUGGCUGUUGAUGGGAAAAACUUCACAAUAUAUCUGGAAAGGAACAGGGAGCUCUUAGGAAAGCAGUAUACGCUGAGUUACUACACAGAAGAUGGGAUGAAGGUGAUAACGCCUCCAUCUACCACGGAUCACUGCUACUAUCAGGGACAUAUCCAAAACAUGAAGGAUUCCUCAGUCAGUGUUGGCCUGUGCUCCGGCAUGAGAGGGUUUGUGAGAGCGGAAAAUCAGGUCUAUCUGAUUGAGCCGUUGAAGAAGUCUCUAGCAGGGGACCAUGCAGUUUACAAACAAGAGCACCUGAGGACUAAGAGGGCAGCUGUUCAGUACAUAAACGACACAGUGUACGACCUUGGGCCAAGGUUUUCUGGACUGUAUAACAGCAGAAACAUGAAUAACAAGGCACCCAUUGGAGCACAGCGCUUUAUUGAGAUGGUUUUGGUAGUUGAUUAUAAAGAGUACAAAAAGUUUGGAAGCUUGAAGGAUGUGCAGAAGAGAAUGCUUGAAGUUGCUAAUCAUGUAGACAAGCUGUAUCGCCAUCUGAACAUCCGUGUUAUGCUAGUGGGACUAGAGGUGUGGUCCAAGGGAGAUCAGAUUGAGGUCAGUUCUGUGCCGAACCUCAUGCUGGACAGAUUUUUAAAGUGGCGUCAGACAACCCUCCUGACAAGAAAGAAGCAUGACAGUGCCCAGUUUGUUACCGCAACAGACUUUGACGGGUCAACUGUUGGUUUGGCUCCUCUGAAUGCUAUGUGCUCUUCCAGAUCUGGAGCUGUGAAUGAGGAUCAUAGUAUAAAUCCUCUUGGUGUGGCCUCCACCAUUGCCCAUGAAAUGGGCCAUAACCUGGGCAUGUCACAUGAUGAGCCACACUGUGGCUGUUCAUCAAGAUCUAGCCAGGGCUGUAUCAUGGGAGAGAGUAUUGGACUUGUUUACCCUGAAGCCUUCAGCACAUGCAGUAAAGUGGCUUUGGAGAUGUUUUUGCAGAACUAUGACAGCAGCUGCCUGUUGGAUGUUCCAAAGGAAGAAGAUGUGUAUGGUGGUCCGGUGUGUGGUAAUGCCUUUGUGGAAAAAGGCGAAGAGUGCGACUGUGGAACAGUGGAGGAAUGCAAGAACCCUUGCUGUAAUGCCACUACUUGCAGGCUGACAGAGGGCUCAAAGUGUGCACAUGGGGAAUGCUGUGAAAAAUGCCAGCUGAAGGGUGCAGGCGGCGUGUGCAGACACAGUGCUCAUGAUUGUGAUCUGGAGGAGUAUUGUACUGGUAAAUCAGCACAAUGUCCUAAAGAUGACUACAAGAUGAAUGGGCUUCCAUGCAACUAUGGCCAGGGUUACUGCUAUAAUGGCGAGUGUCCGACGCUUAAGGAACACUGCAAGAAGCUGUGGGGCCCAGGUGCUGAUGUAGACAUAGAUUGCUUUAGACACAAUACCUUUGAUAAAAGUUGUGCAAGGUCUGGAUCUGGCAACUGUGACCAACAGCACAUCAAAUGUGGAAAAAUUUACUGCUCAGGUGGAAAUGAUUUUCCAAUAACCAGGGAAAAAUAUCUCUCUACCUUCGGUGCGAAAACAUGUUAUUCAGCUCUGGAAAUCUUUGACAAAGACAGCGUAGGGAUGGUGCCAACGGGUACCAAAUGUGGGACAAAUAAGGUGUGCUACAACAACCUUUGCCAAGACCUGAGCGUCUACAAAACCAAGAACUGUUCUGCAAAAUGCAAUAAUCAUGGGGUGUGUAACCAUGAGAAUCAGUGCCACUGUGAUGCGGGCUGGGCUCCCCCCCACUGUGAUGUGAAACUGUUCAAUGUUGCGAACAGAAAAGAUGCUGUGAUCAUUGGUGUGACCACGUCUGUAGUCAUCCUGCUGCUGAUUACUUUAGUUAUUGGAGCCUCAGUGUGUUGCAAGAAACAAAAGACACCAUUCAACAAGCAAAGGUCCUUUAAGAACACUCACACCUACUCAGGUCAGUCCAACCCAGUGUUCCAGCCGAGCAGUGCAAAGAACAGCCCCAGAUGUGGACCCCCACGUAUCAGUCAGCCCACUUUCAUGGAGUCAACUGCAACUCAAGCCUGCAAGUCUCUGUUUUCCCCAACUCCACCUAGCAGACCAGCACCACAGCCUCCAAAGUUAGCAGAACCAAGAAUGGAACAGACUGCAAAACCUUCAAUUCCAGCUCCUGUUGUUCCAAGUAACACUUUUGUUCCUCAGACAAAGCCUUUGCUUCCACCAUCCAAACCUCUACCUCCAUCAAGACCUCUACCUCCUCUGGUGUCUAAACCCGUGUAUAAACCAAAAUCACCUCCAAUGCCUCCUGUGAAACCAUCAGGGACACAGCCAGCAUGGAAUGCACCUCAAGUAAUGGCUCCGCCAAAGGUCGCUCUGAAACCCCCUACGAAGUUCAGAUGAUCUAAUGCAGAGUGAAUCAUUGUGGGCACCAGGAGAUGCUUUAUGAGCAAUCUUAAUGCCUCUGCAGGGGCUGCCGCUUUGAGGAUGAGUCAAAUGAAACUUUGUUUCCACCUUGGCACUGAGUAACAAGAUUCACUUGAAGAAGAUGGGGGGAUGUAUCCUGGACAGAAUUGAAUAUCUGUGUGCACUCAGGGACUUAUAUCUAUUUUGCUAUUGCUAAACUAUUUUGGUACGGCACAGUUGUUUUAGUUAUCUUCUAAUGAAUGUAUAUGUAGCAUCUUCCUUGUUAUUUUGCCAAGCAGGACAAAAUGUAAAUACAAGAAUAUCAUUCAGAGGUUUCACACUGUAAAAGUCAGGUGGCUGUUAAAUGCAUUUAUUUUGUAAACUGCCAUUUUUUGCCUCAUCUUUUAAGAGGGACUUCUUUUUGUCUUGGUUUAGGUUUCCUAUUUCUUCUUACACUCAGACAAAAGCAAUUGAAUGUUGGCUAAUUCAUCCACUGAAUGUUUUCACAUGUUGCCUAAUUAUUCUCAGCUGGUCUGAUUGUUUUUAACUGUAAGAAUUUAAACAUUUUUUUUCUA